Molecule: messenger RNA, 2727 nt
Organism: Exaiptasia diaphana
Lineage: Eukaryota; Metazoa; Cnidaria; Anthozoa; Actiniaria; Aiptasiidae
Product: tetratricopeptide repeat protein 28
Exons: 1
Coding region: 54-2009 (651 amino acids)
Molecular function (GO): protein binding
Source: RefSeq, a predicted model, not a curated record
CAUUURCAAAUUUAGCCGUUUUGUACGAAUUGCUCAGGCAAUAUAACAAAGCGAUGGAAUAUCACACAAAGGYCAUUGAAAAUUCUAGAAAAAUCAAUGAUCGCUCUCUAGAGGGAGUMAGCAUUUUAAAUUUAGCGAACACGCAGUYCCGGAUUGGUAAAUAUAAAGAAGCGGAAGCAUCUYUUGAGGAAGCACUUGCAAUUGCUGUAGAAGUUGGUAGCAAGUCARACGAAGCAAAAGCUUAUUUGAACCUUGCAAUGUGYAAAUUAGAGKUUGGCCAUKACAAGGAGGCACUUCAAUUUCUUGACAAGCAAACACGCUUAUGCGAAGAAAUGCAAGACAAAAGCUCUUUAUCUSRUACUWUUGMGGCAAAAGGUAGWCUUUACAAAAAUAAAGGCGACUUAAAACAGGCAAUUYUCUGUUAUGAAAAGGCGUUACAGAUCGAUCAAGAGAAUGGUGACAAAAGAGGCGAAGCAUUACAUCAURGGCAUCUUGGAGCUAUUUAUGUACAGCAGUCUUUWCAACAUGAUAUUGGAAAGAAGGAAUUUCAUGAGCUAAAUGAAGCAGCAAUUAACUCACUUAGAAAAAGUUUGGAAUGUUGGGAAUGGAUCUUUGAGCACAUCCAAGAACAAGAUAAUUUCAAGGUAUCAAUUCUUGAUUCAUUUAUUKCUAACUAUAAGAUACUGUCUUUAUGUCUAAUUAUGGCUGGCAGUGGCAAUGAAGCACUUUUGAUUUCUGAACGUGGAAGAGCAAGAGCAUUGGAUGAUCUUUUGACAUCAAAAUACAACAUCGAAUCAAACCAAUUCACUGGCAGUUCGCUAUCAAUMSAAGAUGUUGAAACAAUGGCGAAAACUGUUUCUAUUGUUUUCUAUAACAUUGUCAAUGAUUAUUGGUUGACUUGGACCGCACAAGAGGACGACAUCAAUGUCAGAAUAGACCAACAGUCUGAUACAGACUUUAAUGAAAUUGUGAACAGAGUUAUAGUCAGACAAGCAGAGUGUGAAGACAGAUUAAUCCAAACUGAAGAUGAGCAGCCUACUCUGUCAAACAAAGUCGACAUUCCAAUCAAUGUUCCAGACAAUUUAUUACUUUCAAUCAAGAAGAGGAAUGUACCAGAUUACGACGAUGACGAUGACGAGAACUUCUCCAAUCCUCUUGAGAGUUUGUACAAUAAAUUGAUAUCACAAGUGUCACGUGACCUCAUACACGAUGAACUCGUUAUCAUUCCUGAUGAAGAUUUGUUCAAGGUGCCAUUUGCCGCGCUCAUUGAUCCAAACACUGGGAUGUACCUCUCUGAAACGAAACGUAUUCGAAUCGCUCCAUCUCUGACAGCGUUAAAAGCACUGCAGGAGUGUCCAGCGGAUUACCACAGCAAGUCAGGGGCUCUUGUCAUCGGAAAUCCUCAUGUCGGUGAAGUCAUGUUUAGAGGGAAGAAACAAACGAUAUCCGGUCUUCCUGGCGCCGAGGAAGAAGCUCGAAAGAUCGGUCAUGUCCUUGGUGUUACGCCAUUUCUCGGAGAACAAGCAACAAAGGAAGACAUAAUCAAGCAUCUGAAGGACGUGGCUGUCAUCCACGUUGCUGCACAUGGCACCAAAGAUGGAGAAAUAUUUCUUGCACCCGGCCCAUUGACAGGCCACGAUACCCCCGAGGAACAAGAGUACUUAUUGACCAUAAAGGAUGUGCAGGAGAGUGGUGUUUGUCCUCAACUUGUUGUUCUUAGUUGCUGCCACAGYGGUGGYGGUGAGGUCAAAGCAGAAGGUGUUGUAGGAAUGAGUCGAGCGUUUCUUGCUUCUGGGGCCCGUGCAGUUUUGGCAUCACUGUGGGCCAUUGCUGACCAAGCUACCAUGGUAUUCAUGGGAUACUUCUACAAGCAUUUGAAAGAMGGAAAGAGUGCUAGUACCAGCCUACAACAGGCAAUGAAGGACAUGAGGGAAACAUCAAAGUACARUGAGCCAAUGUUCUGGGCCCCAUUCUUUCUGAUAGGCCAUGAUGUCACCGUUGAGUUAUGAAAAACUAGUAUAUCACUUAUUGUAGGCAAUAUGUAAGACUGAUCGACUUCUUAUAAUCAUGAUUAGAAACAGAGUACAUGAAGCAGUAAUUAAGUCUCCUAAACUAGUGUCAUUCAAAAUUUAAGCAUGUUCUAGCUUCAUGUUUWAAAAAAAUAGAAACUACGAAACUGUUUUUAAAACAAGAUGAAUCAUCUAAUGCUAAGGUAGCAACAUAAAGACAAAGUACUCAAAGGGAAAAAAGAAGACACACUGUUCUACAGUUUAAAAGGCUGAAAUUGAAGGAAAAUACAUCUUUGCGYGCUACUGGAUAACUUGAAUAACAUUCCAAGACCAAUGCCAGAAACCUGAAUAAUAUAGCGAAAUGAUUUUUUAAUAUUUAUUUGUACGUAGGAGUCAUAUUCUAAACACUGCUUCGUCUACGUUUGUAUAUGUUUUAUUUUCCGAGCUUUCGGAUCGUUCGAUCCAUCAUCAGGGAGUAGUGAUACAAAUGAAUUAACUAGCGGUUGAAAAAAAAUAAAAUAAAAUAAACACAUCACGAAAAUGCUAAAUAUAAUAGAUCGCGCUACAGAUGCGCGCGCACACAAGCUAUGUGUUUAUUUAUUUAUUUAUUUUUUUUCAACCGCUAGUUAAUUCAUUUGUAUCACUAGUCCCUGAUGAUGGAUCGAACGAUCCGAAAGCUCGGAAAAUAAAACAUAUACAAACGUAGACGAAGCAGUGU